Limanda limanda (common dab) is the source of this 6340-nucleotide messenger RNA. RefSeq names its product regulator of nonsense transcripts 1. Gene Ontology annotation, biological process: nuclear-transcribed mRNA catabolic process, nonsense-mediated decay. The coding region runs from base 194 to 3490 and encodes 1098 amino acids. The record is from RefSeq and is a predicted model, not a curated record. Gene Ontology annotation, molecular function: zinc ion binding; hydrolase activity; RNA binding. NCBI's taxonomy places the organism in Eukaryota, Metazoa, Chordata, Actinopteri, Pleuronectiformes, Pleuronectidae. Gene Ontology annotation, cellular component: cytoplasm. The transcript is spliced from 24 exons.
GUCUGUGACGGAGCCGCUGGAUCAGUCGAGCUGCUCAUCGGUUCCGCUUGUCGUCCGGGUUCGAACUCACACCCUCGGCCCCAGACCUCGGUCUCCCGGGCGUCGCGUACCGACCCACAACCGAGAGGACUCACUUCAUCCGCGGGCGAACUACCGGAAGUCGUUGGGGUGAAACAGAACGUGUAGAGCCGAGAUGAGCGUGGAGGCGUACGGGCCGAGCUCCCAGACCCUCACCUUCCUGGACACCGAGGAAGCGGAGCUGCUCGGGGCGGACACCCAGGGCUCCGAGUACGACUUCACCGACUUCACGCUGCCCAGCCAGACGCAGACCCAGGGCCAGAGCCAGCUGGACGGACAGAUCAAUGGUCCUGAUGAGAAUCUGCUGAACGGAGGAGUGGACGACUCCGUGGCCAAAGCCAGUCAGCUGCUGGCCGAGCUGAACUUCGAGGAGGAUGAAGAGGACACGUACUACACCAAGGACCUGCCUGUGCACGCAUGCAGCUACUGCGGUAUCCAUGAUCCAGCCUGUGUGGUGUACUGCAACACCAGUAAGAAGUGGUUCUGUAAUGGACGUGGCAACACAUCUGGCAGCCACAUUGUGAACCACUUGGUGAGAGCCAAAUGCAAGGAGGUGACUCUGCAUAAAGAUGGGCCACUGGGAGAGACGGUGCUGGAGUGUUACAACUGCGGCUGUCGAAAUGUCUUCCUGCUGGGCUUCAUCCCGGCCAAAGCUGAUUCCGUGGUGGUGUUGCUCUGCAGGCAGCCCUGUGCUAGCCAGAGUAGCUUGAAAGACAUCAACUGGGACAGCUCUCAGUGGCAACCACUGAUCCAGGAUCGUUGCUUUCUGUCCUGGCUGGUGAAGAUCCCCUCGGAGCAGGAGCAGCUUCGGGCUCGGCAGAUCACCGCCCAGCAGAUCAACAAGCUUGAGGAGCUGUGGAAGGACAAUCCCACCGCCACCUUGGAGGACUUGGAGAAACCGGGCGUGGAUGAGGAACCCCAGCAUGUGCUGCUGCGGUACGAGGACGCCUACCAGUACCAAAACAUCUUUGGCCCACUGGUCAAACUGGAGGCUGACUACGACAAGAAGCUUAAGGAGUCCCAGACCCAAGACAAUAUAACAGUCAGGUGGGACCUGGGUCUGAAUAAAAAGCGGAUUGCCUAUUUCACACUGCCCAAGACGGAUUCAGGUGAUAUGCGGCUGAUGCAGGGUGAUGAAAUCUGCCUGCGAUACAAAGGAGAUCUGGCCCCGAUGUGGAAGGGCAUUGGUCAUGUCAUCAAAGUCCCUGAUAACUAUGGAGAUGAAAUUGCCAUCGAGCUGCGGAGCAGCGUUGGCGCUCCUGUGGAAAUCCCCCACAACUUCCAGGUGGACUUUGUGUGGAAGUCAACUUCCUUUGACAGGAUGCAAAGCGCCCUGAAGACCUUUGCAGUGGAUGAGACUUCUGUGUCUGGUUACAUUUACCACAAACUGCUGGGCCAUGAGGUGGAGGAUGUCACCAUAAAGUGCCAGCUGCCGAAGCGCUUCACUGCUCAGGGCCUACCUGACCUCAAUCACUCACAGGUGUAUGCUGUGAAGACGGUGCUGCAGAGGCCUCUCAGUCUUAUUCAGGGUCCUCCCGGCACCGGAAAGACUGUCACCUCUGCCACUAUUGUGUACCACCUGUCCCGACAGGGCAAUGGCCCAGUUCUGGUGUGUGCUCCCAGUAACAUCGCUGUGGACCAGUUGACCGAGAAGAUUGACAAGACUGGACUUAAGGUCGUCCGGCUCUGCGCCAAGAGCCGUGAGGCCAUCGAGUCACCCGUGUCUUUCCUGGCUCUGCACAACCAGAUCAGCAACAUGGACAGUAUGCCUGAGCUGCAGAAGCUGCAACAGCUGAAGGAUGAGACUGGUGAGCUGUCGUCUGCUGAUGAGAAACGCUACAGGGCUUUGAAGCGCACCGCUGAGAGGGAGCUGCUCAUGAAUGCUGAUGUGAUCUGCUGCACCUGUGUCGGGGCUGGAGACCCCCGCCUGGCCAAGAUGCAGUUCCGCUCCAUCCUGAUUGAUGAGAGCACCCAGGCCACCGAGCCGGAGUGCAUGGUGCCUGUGGUGCUGGGAGCCAAGCAGCUCAUUCUGGUGGGCGACCACUGCCAGCUCGGUCCUGUAGUGAUGUGUAAGAAGGCAGCUAAGGCAGGUCUGUCCCAGUCCUUGUUUGAGCGCUUGGUGGUUCUGGGCAUCCGACCAAUCCGCCUGCAGGUUCAGUACCGCAUGCACCCUGCCCUCAGUGCCUUCCCUUCCAACAUAUUCUACGAGGGCUCCCUGCAGAAUGGCGUCACCGCAGCUGACCGCAUUAAGAAAGGAUUUGACUUCCAGUGGCCACAGCCGGACAAGCCCAUGUUCUUCUACGUGACUCAGGGCCAGGAGGAGAUAGCCAGCUCUGGAACCUCCUACCUCAACAGGACCGAGGCUGCCAAUGUGGAGAAGAUCACCACCAGGCUGCUGAAGGCUGGAGCCAAACCCGACCAAAUCGGCAUCAUCACCCCAUACGAGGGUCAGCGCUCUUACCUGGUCCAGUACAUGCAGUUCAGUGGCUCCCUGCACACCAAACUCUAUCAGCAAGUGGAAAUUGCCAGCGUGGACGCCUUCCAGGGCAGAGAGAAGGACUUCAUCAUUCUCUCCUGCGUCCGUGCCAAUGAGCAUCAGGGCAUCGGCUUCCUGAAUGACCCUCGCCGUCUCAACGUGGCGCUGACCAGAGCCAAGUAUGGUGUGAUCAUUGUGGGGAACCCGAAGGCCCUCUCCAAGCAGCCGCUGUGGAACAACCUGCUGAACAACUACAAGGAGCAGAAGGUCCUGGUGGAGGGGCCCCUCAACAACCUGAGGGAGAGCCUCAUGCAGUUCAGCAAGCCUCGCAAGCUGGUCAACACCAUCAACCCUGGUGGGCGUUUUAUGAGCACUGCGAUGUAUGAUGCCCGAGAGGCCCUCAUCCCUGGCUCCGCCUACGACCGCAGCAAUGCCGGACGUCCGUCCAUGUACUUUCAAACUCAUGACCAGAUCGGGAUGAUUGGGGCGGGCCCCGGUCACAUGGCCGCCCUGAAUAUCCCCAUACCGUUCAACCUGGUGAUGCCUCCUAUGCCUCCACCCAGCUACUUGGGUCAGAGCAACGGCCCCUCUGCAGGUCGUGGGGCUAUGAAGGGUAAGCCUGGGCGUGGCGGGCGGCAGAGGCUCCGUGGCUCCGGGAACCAGGGCUCCGGUCAGGGUAAUGGACCAAACAGCCAGGUCAGCCAGGAUGGGGCCUCCCAGUCCUUCUCCCAGGGGCCACUGACACAAGGCUACAUAAACAUGAGCCAGCCCUCUCAGAUGAGCCAGCCUGGCCUUUCCCAGCCAGAGCUCUCCCAGGACAGCUACCUUGGAGAUGAGUUCAAGUCCCAGAUCGACGUGGCUCUGUCCCAGGACUCGACUUACCAGGGUGAACGUGCGUACCAGCAUGGCGGAGUGACUGGACUGUCACAGUAUUAAAGUGAUGCUUGAAGAAGGGAGCUAGGCUUGAGCUGAGCUUAGUUCAUCAGCUUUUUAAUCUGGGAAAUAAUAAAAACAUAAAAUGGAUACCUGUUUUCCUCUGCUACAACCGAAGCACCACCGAGUGAAAGCGACGGGAUAGCGAAACCAAACCAAUGACCAGCGAGAGAAAGAAGAGGGUAGAAGAAGAGGGCUCGAACAGAUGGGCAGGGAGAUGGCAAGAGAGGCCGAGUGAACAGGCGAGAGGCGGGGACCGAAGCCCGUGCGUAGUGAAGGAGGGAGGUCGAGAAGAUGGGGGCGUGUGGUCGAGCUGCCGAGGGAAACGGGAGACAUCCUGACGGACUCUCGUGGGAAUCCAAAUGAGGCUCAACUCCUAAACAAAAUAACCCACCCAACCCCCUGCACCUCACUGUCUCCAGGAGAGAACAGAGAAGUUCUUACAGUCAUCUUCAGAGGAGGACCCAAGCCCUCCCACCUGAACCUGAAGAACAAGUUCUCCAGACCUGGUCCGACAUGGUGGCAGAAAGCCUUCAAACAGGCAACACACAUCCCCAUCCUACGAGUCGGUUGGUUGUUCAACCUGUACGAUGUCCCGGACUAUUUUAAAUUAGGUUUCUCACGGGAGGAGAGCGGCACCAACAGUCAUCUACUGGGCCCCAGAACCUCAGCAGCCUCAGAGAAGCAGCGGUGGACGCCCUCUUGGAGAGGAAAUACAAACACGGUUUCUGUGCUUGAUAUUGAGGAGGCUUGAAUUGAAAUACCUUCCAGAUGCCUUGAGAACCACCGGUUCAGUCACAAGGUCUUUCAUGGGCUGGUUUCGACCACACGCCAGUGGUGGAGCGACGCAGGGAUUUCAGACUUUUUGUUUUUUCAAGGCAUGAGGCGCGAAUCCCUCCGAUAUCGCGAUCAUCAUGGGACAGUUUUCUUCUCUGAAGUACCUUUCUUAUCACAGAGCACAAAAUUGCAAAAAAGUCAUAGAAACUAUCAGACAUGACCAGCAUUGAAUAUUCAGCUCAGUGUCAUUUGAUGUUUCAGCGAAGGCUUUUUCCUUAUUUUAAUCUUUUGAACGGGGUUGUUGAUGUCCGGCUGUGCUUCGUGACCAGAUGUCUUCUUUUAAACGAUCUGUGUACGCUUAGAUCGGCAAAUGCUUGAGCGCUUUGCAUCGAGUGACUCCUCAGGGGAUUGUGGACUGACCACACUCGUCACGCAAAUCCCUGCUCGAGGUAAAAGAAACCAAACAAGAAACCAGGGGCGAGAGGAGGAUGGUAGUAGUGGAGGACGUGGCAAUCAAUCCACCACAGGUAAGGAGUAGAAAAGGAAGGUGGCUGAGGAAGAGGAGGAUAAGAGUAUCCACAUCUGGAAACCAAGUUCCAGUCACUGAGGGUUAAACCGUUGAAUACAAGGACUUUAUAGGCCCAACAGAUGACCACAGAUUUGACCCAGUGUCCUUUCACACGGCAUUUUGAUUUUGUGAAUGUUCACCGGCUGCACAGCCACACUGACGGUCACGUGACCCUGCCACACAAAGCACGCUGCAUAGGAGCAGCGACCAAAAUCUGCAAAUUUAUACUUUGUCGUGAGUUAUUUCAGACUUCAUAAAUGAAUCUGAACCUCGAAUAAACCCUGUAAUAGAAACAAAUCAUCUUAAUCAGGAUUCUUUGUGUGGAUUUAAAAGACACUAUCCCAGUCACAUAGUGGAGAGGCCAUUCAGCACUGAAGAGACGGCGGCAAGGAGAUAUAGAAGUGAAUGAAAAACCUGAUUCAGUGCCUAGAACCAAUCACCUUCAGAUAAACAGCUGCAGCACAAGCAUGAAUGUAGUUAAAAUCACUAAAAACUACCAGCAUUUAAUAAAAUAAAAUAACCUUCCAGACACGAGACUCAGUAUAUUUUAUUUUUCUAAUAAAACCAGAUGAGGUCAGUGAGUUGUACAGCUGGGUUGUGUUAAGGAUGGGUUGAAGAAAAGAAGAAGAAGAAAGCCACCUUCCUUCUCUGUGGGGGUCAAAGCAAAUGGAGGCUGGUAGAGUUUCUUUUGUGGACUUUUGAGUUGUGCAAAGCUGUUUUGCUCAUGUUUUCCUUGUAGAGUUUCUCUCCAGAUUUAUGUGAAUCCUAUAAAAAAAAGAAAAAAAAAUACCCCCCCCCUAUUUCCUCCAAACUUUGCUUUUGUCAGAUGAUUUGCUGCUUUGUGCCGCGUCAUGUCGUUCAGUUCGGUCGGGUGUGAUUUAGCCAUGUUUGUGUACUUUUUACUAAAAAUCCGUUUUUUGUAGCACCCUGCAGACACCGGGAACGAGGCUGUUUUCCUUUCCUUAGUUUUGUAUCUUCUCCUCGAACUGUCCGGGGACUUGUAGUUUUGUAACUCCUCCAGGGACUACGCUUUUUUCUGAAUCUGAACACAGAAUGUAUUCCACUGUUGUUUCUCACCUGCUUCUCAUCUCCACGGACAUGUGACAAUCAUUCUGCGAGUAGACGUCGCCAUGUUUAAUUGACGUAGAGGUAGUUGUGUGUACGAGUCUUUUUCCGUUUUGUGCGAUGAAUUAGUUUCACACGUCAACUUCUAACAUGUUAUAGCUUUAAAAACCUGCUGCCACCAUUUUUAUUGCUGUUUUUUUUUCUCCUUCCAUCUGAGCCGCAACACGUGCAGUGAUUAUUGAAGAAGUGUCUCAGUUGUAGUUAGUUAUGAAACCUUUUGCAUCCAACCCCCGUGAUUCUCUACAUCCACAGAGAUGACAUGAAUGGUCUCAAUGUGAUGUAAAUACCUGUUUGUUUGAAACGAUGAAUCUUAUUUGCAGUGACGUUUCAUCACAACAUGGUGAUUCCCUUGUUAAAGUAAACUAAUAAAAGCUGUCAAGCAA